Messenger RNA from Haemonchus placei, 279 nucleotides. The record is from the annotation of a GenBank genome assembly. Lineage: Eukaryota; Metazoa; Nematoda; Chromadorea; Rhabditida; Trichostrongylidae.
AUGUACUCUCAAAAAACGCUUGCAUCGGAAGCGUGCAUCGAAGAUCAGAUGAUGCAAACCAGGAUGAUCAAGUACGACGUCGUCGUACUGACCGAGACGAGAAGGCGUCGCCCGCUGCAUGCUGUAUUCGAGACUGGAGAAGAACUGUUCCUUGUAACAUGCGACAUCAGAGGCGCCGGCGGUGAAAGUGUCCUCAUCACGCACUUGGCCAUGAACAUCGAUUCGCACGAAAGCUUGACAGCACGAAUCGGACGUUUGCGAUUGAGAAGAUGUGGCUGA